CAUUCAUUUUAAAAAAUAGAUAAUCGGUUGAUUUGGAAAUCGUAAUAAAAUUUACCUGGUGAACAUUAUUUUUUUAAAUUGCUGUUUAAACAACGGUUACAAUUUCAUAGACUGUUUCCUUAAUCAAUGUUUAACCGACUGUCGGUGAACUCCAACCCAAUCAGCAAGCGUCAGGAAUCUCUGGCACAUUUUCGUGACGAGCUCUCGAACUAUUAGAAUGUGUGUACCCAGACCGCGGCCAGUUCGCGGUGGGCUCCCUGUCGCAGUACCUGGGCUGCGCGGCGGCGGGGUACCGCGCGCUGCCCCCCGCGCCCGCCGCCUGCCUCGGCGCCGCCCAGCGCGAGCCCGCCACCGCCCCCUCGCCCUCCCCCUCCCCCGCGCACGCCGCCGCGCCCGCCCGCGCCCCGCCCGCCCCACACAAGGUAACUGUACCCGCGUACCGACGUCAUCUCCACCGCCUAACUCUCUAGCCUUAAUAGGGAUGAUGACUAAUUUUUGUUUGUUUGUCCGUCAGGUAGAGUGUUUAAAAAAUAUUAAACACGUAUUUUUUUCGUAAUCAUAAAAUUACGGCGUUACAUGGAGUUGAAAUUUCGCAUGACGUCACGUUAGAGUACGUUUUCUACUCAACUGUGACGUAGCGAGCCCCCACUCCUCAACUUUAAUGCCUGUUAUCUAAGCUAUUCCUUGUUAAAUUGAAGUAAAAAAAAAAUACGUGUCUAACAUUUUUCUAUUAUCUGACUGACGGACUAAAUAGAAUUGCAUUUUUUUUACCCAGUCAUCAUCCCUAUUCUAGCCAUCGUUUAAUUAUUCUGUAUCGUUGGUUCGUCGAUCCCAAACUAGAUUUCAAAGUAGUAAAAUACGACAUCUUAUCCAUGUUGUGAGGCUAGAGAGUUAGGCGGUCGCACUCCUGAUUUCCGAACUAUACUUUCGAUCUGGAUAUACAUAAUAUAUCCGUUUUCUUCAAUAGAAAGAUAAGAGUUUCUACUCCGAGCCGGAGUCGAGCGGUUCCGCUUCAUCGUCGUCGUCGUCUACCAGUUCCAGCGGCUCAGAAGAAUCUUCAGAAGAGUAUGACAUUUAUCAUAUUUUACGUAGAGCAUAUUUGAAUUCAUAAACAGACUUUAUAAUGUAUAUUGACUCCAGGUCGAUAUUAAUUUAUUAUCUUUCAAAUUAUACUCGAUAUUUGUAAUUAUUAUAUAUUUUUGAUAUUUGUAAGACAUUAUUUCUACGACAGAGAAGAGAGCGCAAACGAAGAGAAAAAGGAACAGAAAUCGAAGCAGACCAACAACUGUAGGUCGUCCGAUUCCGGCACCUCGGACAGCGAGUCGGACAGUGACUCGUCCGAAUCGGACAGCGGGUCGGACGGCAGUGAACGAGACAGCAGCACUGAUGAUACAUCCAACAAGAAUGAUAGGAAACUUAACAAUAAUAAAAAGGUCAAUUAAAAUAGUUUUUCGCAAUACUUGUAUUUUUGUAGUGACAAUAGGGAUUAUGUAUCUGAUUGAAAAAAGGGUUAAACAUAUCAUGAACAUGACUGGUUUAAAAUAAUGUCUGUGUAAAUAUGUUUUUAUAUUAUUUCAAUAUCUUCAAGAAAAUUAUUAUAAAAAAUAAAAACAUGCGGUAUAUACUCAAACGCAAUGCCAUUGGUUAGAGCAGAUGUGAAGACGAAGUCUACUUAAAGGUAUACCGGUAUUACAAAGUCAACUUCGAUGCAAGAAAAUGUUUUUGGCAUUUAUGCUUAUUUAGCCAAUUUGAUGAAAAUAUUAAUAAUUAAAGUGUUUAUAAUAUUUUUAGAAAAAUUUAUUAGUUGUUGAUCGAUUGGUCAAAAUCUGAUUUAGAAAGUUACUAUAUUUAAUAGACAUUGUUGUCACGACAAGCGCGCCAAUAAUUUAGUGCUGGGUGUUGUUACUAAUUUCAUAAUAUAUUUUUGUUACUAUAUUGGUUUUCGGCACCGGGGUUUCUUUAAAAAAAUAUACAAUGAUAUAGAUUUUGUCAUAUACAUUUGUUUUUUAAUUGUGCAUAUAUUUCCUAUUAACAAUCAAUUGAGUGAGUGAAUGUAAGUCACUUGAAUACCAGGUGUUUUGUUUAUCACAUUACAAAAAAAAGUUGUUGUUUUUUUUCACAAUAAGUUACCGUCCGUCGGUGUCUGUGUCUUAUUGACAGACAUUGACAUAUAUCUGUUAGCUUUGACGUUCUAGUAAAGCAUUUCCAGCAGAUAUGCACCGACCCUAAAUUGAAUGAAUUAUCUAAAAAUUCCAAUGUAAUGUUUUAUAAUGAAGAAGUCUUAUGUUCGCAGGAGAUAUCAGUGCAACCUUUGGAGACAUCAAAGAAGAGCAAUGACAAAUCUAAUCUAGAACUGCUCCUAGAGCUGGAGGAGGCCGCCAGUAGUCUGCCCACCAUGACGCCCACUUGCGGCGGGCUCAUCUCUCCGCCCACCACCCCGCACGAUGGCGAGGGCAUAACGCCGGUGGGCGGGUCGCUGGUGCCGGGCGUGUGGCACGAGUUGGCGUCACGCGCCGUGUGGGGGGGGGUGGGGGCGCGGUACUGUUGGCCGCGCGUCCCGCAUCUCUACUCCAGGAGUAUGUGCACGGUGCAUAUACAGUUCAACAACUACGGACAAAAUGACGUCACCAAUAUAAGGAUACAUAAAAAGACGUUGACGGGUACGCGUGCUAUACACGACUUCGCGCCGAUACAACUAGUGGCGGCCGGCGGCUCCGCCUCCGCAGUGCUCGGCGUAGACUUCGCGGACACCAUACAACCUAUAGAAUUCACCAUCGCUUGCUCAGUGGGUGAAGUACCGGUGUCAAUAACUCCACCGGUGGGUGAGCUGAUGCGCGCCGUCACCAUGUCUCCCUCGCGCUGGGACGCCGAGCACAAGAAACUUAGAGGCAUGACCGAGUGCAAUAAAAAAGCGGUCAAACUAGAAGAUGAAGCCGCCACGUGCCAAAGAGUAUUCGAAACUGCUAAUCUCGGACCUGUCACGGCGACUGGUGAUCUACUAAGAUUCUCUGGUCGAAUGUUGACGUCACAAGAUCUCGUGUUGUUAUCAGUGAAGAUAGAGGAUGAUGCGACAGUCGUAACCGCGAACUGUUCAAAUAUGGCCAUAGCAUCGCUUCUAGCCAACCAGGUUGCCCAAGCGUUCGCUAAAUCCUGAGACACAUUCCACUGCAACAGGAUCAUCUUUUAAAGACAAAGUCAGUAAAGUCGAAAGUGCUACUGAUAUUUCUUA
This is a messenger RNA of Diatraea saccharalis (sugarcane borer), 3229 nucleotides long. The record is from the annotation of a GenBank genome assembly. Lineage: Eukaryota; Metazoa; Arthropoda; Insecta; Lepidoptera; Crambidae.